Molecule: messenger RNA, 2058 nt
Organism: Fopius arisanus
Lineage: Eukaryota; Metazoa; Arthropoda; Insecta; Hymenoptera; Braconidae
Product: elongation of very long chain fatty acids protein 4
Exons: 7
Coding region: 241-1176 (311 amino acids)
Biological process (GO): very long-chain fatty acid biosynthetic process; sphingolipid biosynthetic process; fatty acid elongation, saturated fatty acid
Cellular component (GO): endoplasmic reticulum membrane
Molecular function (GO): fatty acid elongase activity
Source: RefSeq, a predicted model, not a curated record
UAAAGACCACUCGGCUGUCCCGUUCAGAGACGCUGGCACUUUCGUGGUAAGACGUCGUCGUUUCGCCCAUCCGACGACGCAUUCUCCUAUUUUUCCCUCAUUCUCAUUAUUUAUCCAUCCACCCAAGUCAUGUCUUUAUAGAUCAUUGUGAAAUAUUAUCAUUUAAUAUUCAAUAUUUGCUGAGAGCUUGAUUUUUUGCUCAAUUCUUUCCUAUUUCCCCAUUGAAUUUUAUUCCAGGUGAUGGCAGACCUUAUUAAUUCAACGUCGAUAUUUUUCACUAGUGCAUAUGAUUAUUACCUCUGGACACUGUCAUUAGCAGAUGACAGAACCAGAGGAUGGCUAUUGGUAGAUUCGCCGACGCCUACUCUACUCUACACCAUGAUAUAUUUAUUCAUAGUGUGGGUAGGACCAAAAGUCAUGAGAAAUAGAAAAGCAUUCAAAUUAACUUGGCUUCUGGUACCGUACAAUUUUGCAAUGGCGCUCCUCAACGGAUACAUUGCGGUCCAGUUAUUCAUAGCAUCGACUAAAUUGAGGUAUAGUUACGUAUGCCAGCCGAUAAGGAAUACGUGGCGGACGGAAGAGCUGCAGAUUGCGAAUGCUGUUUGGUGGUACUACUUCAGCAAACUCCUAGAGUUCUGCGAUACUUUCUUCUUCAUAUUGAGAAAAAAGGACAAUCAACUGAGCUUCCUACACGUGUAUCAUCAUUCUACCAUGUUUUCAUUGUGGUGGAUUGGAAUAAAAUGGGUUCCCAGUGGUUCAACCUUCUUGCCGGCCAUGGUCAACAGUUUUAUCCACGUGCUCAUGUACUCGUAUUAUGGUCUCGCUGCGUUUGGGCCAUCGGUUGCCAAGUAUCUCUGGUGGAAGAAAUACUUGACUAUUCUUCAGCUCAUUCAAUUCACAAGUGCUCUCAUUCUUGGCAUCAAUGGCAUUAAGAAUGGAUGUGAUUUUCCCCUGUGGAUGCAGUAUGCACUGGUCAUUUAUAUGGUGUCUUUCAUCGUCCUAUUUGGCAAUUUCUAUGCCAAGGCCUAUAUUGCCAAGGGUAAGCAGGCAUACGCAAAUCGACAAAAUGCAGCGCUGAAGAAAAAAAAAUUGGCUGACGAGGAGGUAACGACGAGUAAAAUCAAUGGACGGCACAACGGUGUAUCGAAUGGCAUUACUUCGAAGAAGAUUCAGUGAAGAAAUAACGUAACGUCAUUCUACUACUUUAUUCAUUUGUCAUCAAAAAAGCCUCAAAGAGUCAAGUGGCUCAGGGAGCCCGUAGAGACGACACCUUUUCUUUAUGCUUGUAUUUCCUUUUCGUCUGUUAACCAUGAGGAACCACCACACGCAAGUCAUUCUCGCUCUCAAUGACUCGACAUUCCUGAGCCCAUGGACCUCGCAAACCUCCAAUCAUUUCUUUUUUCCAUAUAUCAUUGUUUUUUUUUUCUAUCUUCACUCUAAUUUUUUUGUCACCCUGAAGUGAGAAAUAGGAUAAUAGGUUGCAAAAAUUUGUGUAUAUAUUAUGUAGGUAGUUUAUCCGGGACAGGGGCAUGCACGGAAAUUAAACAAAUGGGAAGUCAAUUAUUUCUCGCCUCAUGGUGAUAUUUUUCUUGUUUUUAUGGACGAAAAAAAAAGAGAAGGAUAUUAAUUUAAGUGUCGCUCGGCGCGUGACCGAUUGAGUGAGUGGUUGAAAUAUAAUUUAUUGUCUUAGAUUAAUGCUGAUUUGCGCAGAAAAAAUAUUCCAAUGCAUGGGAAAUGGAAAUUCCACACAAAGACGUGGCCAGCGUUGAAUGUGAUUGCAUUUAUAAUUGAUACUUCAAAGGGCUAUUUAUCUCGUUAUUGUUUUUUCGUAUCCAAAAUCAGGUUUUAAGGCGUUUGAGAACAAUUUAUGCUUGUCUCACUGCCAUAAUCGAAUUUGCGGAAAUCUCCGAUUCAAUAGUAAAAAAGAAUUUUUAUCAAUAAUUAGGGGAAAAAGCCACCAAUAUCUAAGUGAUUCAUUAGGAAAAGACGAAUUAAUUUCAACAAGUUGGAGUUUUUUCCAAUUUUUCUACAGAACAAAUGAUUGAAUUAAAUCUAAAA